Athene cunicularia (burrowing owl) is the source of this 1801-nucleotide messenger RNA. It is a transcript of the gene PDXP, whose product is annotated as pyridoxal phosphatase. Gene Ontology annotation, molecular function: pyridoxal phosphatase activity. Gene Ontology annotation, cellular component: cytoplasm. The transcript is spliced from 3 exons. The record is from RefSeq and is a predicted model, not a curated record. The coding region runs from base 1 to 567 and encodes 188 amino acids. Lineage: Eukaryota; Metazoa; Chordata; Aves; Strigiformes; Strigidae.
AUGGCACCACGGACCCAGCUUCCUGGCCAGUAUCCCCCGAUCGAUCGCGGUGAGCCACCCACCCAGCCACCCACCGAAGGGCAGGAGGGGCCGGUGCGGGCCGUCCUGGUGGGCUACGACGACCAGUUCACCUUCGCCAAGCUGGCGCAGGCCUGCGGCUACCUGCGCGACCCGCAGUGCCUCCUGGUGGCCACCGACCCCGACCCCUGGCACCCGCUCAGCGACGGCCAGCGUACCCCCGGGACUGGCAGCCUCACAGCUGCUGUGGAAACCGCUUCAGGUCGCAAGGCGCUGGUGGUGGGGAAACCGAACACGUACAUGUUUGAUUGCAUCGUGGAGCGUUUCGGUGUCGACCCGUCCCGCACCCUCAUGGUGGGAGACCGUCUGGAGACAGAUAUCCUCUUUGGCAAGAACUGCGGCCUCUCCACCAUCCUCACCCUGACAGGUGUCUCCCGCCUGGAAGAGGCGCAGGCCUACAUGGCCAGCGACAGCGCUGCUGCCAAGGAUCUGGUGCCCAAUUACUAUGUGGACAGCAUUGCAGACUUGAUACCAGGGCUGGAUGAGUAGCAGUCUGUACAUGUGAGGGCAGAGGGGUCAGGUUCCCCAUCCCAAAUCUCCAUCUGUUCCCAUAUCUCUCUCACAGCCCUAUUCCUUCAAUUCCUGGUUUCUUCACAUUCCAACAUCCUUCUCUGGGCGCAAAAUGGGGGGUGGUUGGCAGGAGGGGCAGGAUUCAAUUUGUCUCCUUUCUGCUGAGAGCUGUCCAUGAUGGACAGAGUCCUUCUCUCCCUCACACCAGCUGCCAGCAUCUCUGGGAGAGAGCUGGAGGCCUUGAGGGUGAUGGGGUGGCAUCAAAUCUGUCUGUGUGGCCUCUCCUCCUGCAGGGGUUAGGGACUGGCUGUCUUACUACUUUUCUCUUAGAUAACCAGUGGCGGCCUUUUACUGCUGUCCCUUCACUCAUGUAACUCAACUUCUGAGCUGCAUCCCUGCAGCCCUUGUAACCUCCUCCUUUCCAGGGGACUGGCUGGUGUUUUCACCCGCGCAGUCUCUGUCAAUGCCAAGGCAUGUGGAAGGAGUGUGCCAGACCUCUGGAGCAAUGAAUGAGAGCAUCUCUGCUUCCCACGAGUGAAAGGGAGUAUUGCCUCAUCUAUUCUCUCCCCUGUUCCUUAGAGAUGUUUCCCUCACCACCCACUGCCCCAACUCAGUUAAUCAUGAGUGUCCAUCUGUGGACUGUGUCUAUCCGAAGGACUACAAAAAGGGAAGAGACUGGUUUGAGGGGGGUUUUUUUGUGCCAAACAGACAAGCUGUGACUGCACACAGCACAUCUGAGGUUGUACCUUGUUUUCAAGCACAUUUUCCAAAGGGGCUUGUGAAGGAGAGAGGGCUUCUAAGACCACAACAGCACAACAGUAGUGAACUCUCCCUGGUUUUCCCUCCUCGGUUGGAUUUUGCCAUAGUACAGUGAGAGAAUGGAUGAUGGAGGGGGUCUGUGCUCCAGGGAUGAUGGAGGGGGUCUGUGUUGGUAUGCAGGUGAGAUGGUGGUGGUAUUGUCACUGCUGUGAAUGUGUCACAGCCCUCAAAGUCAUUCCUUGCUGCUUUGUCUUUCUACAUUUUUUUUAAUUUCUUGAUCUUAUUUAUCGAACUUAUUUAUUGUUCAAAUAUUGUAUUAUUUGUAUAAACUAUGCUGACUGAUUGCACCAAGGGGACAGGAGGCAGUGCCUUUGGGCCUCCCUUACUGUCCAUGUCCCAUGUUGAUGUUCUUGCACUUACCAUGUCUCUGUAUAUAAUAAAGUGUGAGCGUAGG